AAGAGAUUCAAAUAUAUCUCAUAGGCUGAGAAUUAGAUCCUUAGUACAACUAUUUCAUUUUGCGGAGGGGAACCCUGAGGCCCGGAGAUGUAAAUGUGUUUGUCCUCUUGCUUCAGCCUCCUGAGUACGGGGAUUACAGGUGUGCACCAUCAAGCUGGCCUCAGACUCUUUUCUUUGUAUCGCUGAUCCUUUGCUUUCAUCUAGCUCUCAUUUCAUCCUCACAACUGGUGAGUUAGGGGGCAGUCAUCACUCCCAUAUUACAGAUGAGUAUACUGAGGAACAAAACUGUCCUACGAACUUGACUAAGGUAAGAGUAAGAAUCUAGAACAUGGUGGUCCUGGUCCAGGGUGCUUGUAAUACCAUCUCAUUGUCAUGUAAGGUUCUAGAAUGAACAGGUCGAUGGCCUGAGGUAGGUUGUAUAUGUAAAGGGGUGGGACUGUGAGGUAACAUUCUAGGAGGGUGGAGAGGGUAGGCUAGAAGGCAUAUAACUAUUCCUUCAUAGACGGGAGCUUUGGGACAGCCAUGUCUUACUUCCGGUCUCCACAAGCUCAUCCAGGUCUUCUGCCUUCUGGCCAAGGUGGGGCUGCUUCUCCGGGUUCCUCCCUUGGUCUCUAUAGUCCUGCAGAGCCAGUGGUGGUGGCCUCUGGUGGAUCAGGCCCUCUGAGCCAGAAAGCUGAGCAGGUGGUACCUGGCACCCAGGCAGAACCUGAAGGCAGGCACUGCCCUGGGGGUGCUAGCUGGGAGACACUACCAAGGAAGGAGUACAGCCGGUACUGCCACCAACUCUGCCUCAUGAGGCCACCAGAGAGUUUGGGCUGGGAGAGUGGCUGCUCCAGAAGCAGAGCUCCCCACGUGGGUGGCCCCAGCAGGCCUGGGCCCCUGCUGCUGUGUGGGGUGUCGCCAGGGGUUCUGCCAGUGCCCUCCGAGGCAGAGGGGAAGGAGGCCAGCGGCACCCAGUCUGACAUCUGCAUCCUGACCUUGGCCAUGAUGAUCGCUGGCAUCCCCACCGUGCCUGUCCCAGGCCUUCGGGAAGAGGACUUGAUCCGGGCAGCUCAAGCUUUCAUGCUGGCUCACCCAGAGCCAGAGAGAGCUGAGGAGGGGGUGCAGUGGGUACAGACACAGGCUCACAGAGCCUUUGGGGAGAUGCCCCUAGUGAGAUCCUGGAGGGGCCAGCCUCCCGGCCCCUGCUUGUAGCUGGAUGAAAUAGCACCAGACACACAGGUGGCUUCUCUGUAUGGUUUUUGGGUAGACAGAGUGGUUGGGAGCCUAUGGGAGGAAUGGGAACUGGGUGGGUGGUGAAACAAUACUCCUGUCCAUUAGUGUCCAGGCCCCACAAAAGUUCUCUUGAUACCACUGAGUCUGAUCAGACAGACUAAUUAAAAUUACCUGGGCAGAGGGCCAUACUUGGAAAGUGAAGACUUCUGAAGACCUGCUCAAAACUACUGUCUUGAACUUCUUGGCCUGUUGUAUACCCACAUACAGUGGUUAAUAGCAACUUGGAAGGAUGAGGGAGCAGGGUUGCAAAUUCAAGGUCCACCAUUAGCAUGAUCCAGUCUCAUAAAAUGAAAUCAGGUGUGG
Octodon degus (degu) is the source of this 1578-nucleotide messenger RNA. RefSeq names its product spermatogenesis associated 25 (gene Spata25). Gene Ontology annotation, biological process: spermatogenesis. The record is from RefSeq and is a predicted model, not a curated record. The transcript has 2 exons. NCBI's taxonomy places the organism in Eukaryota, Metazoa, Chordata, Mammalia, Rodentia, Octodontidae. The coding region runs from base 523 to 1194 and encodes 223 amino acids.